UUUAAAAUUAAUACAAUGACGUUUCUCUUUAAGGGAACAAAGAUUUCUGCUGGGAUCUACUGGGAAGAAACUGAGAAGAUGGAGAUGAUGGUGUUUUUGGCUGCUCUUCUGCCCGUUGUUUUGGGCUGUGAUUGUGGUCAUGAUGUAGACAAACUGGUCGACUGCUCUGAUGUCUAUAAAUCAGGAGAAACAGUCAGUGGGAUCUACUCCAUCUAUCCAGCAGGUGACAUUCCUGUCUGGGUUUACUGUGAGAUGAUCUCAGAUGGGAAAGAUGAAGAUAAUGGAGGAUGGACGGUGAUUCAGAGGAGAAUGGAUGGCAGUGUGAAUUUCUAUCGGCCGUGGAAUCAGUACAAGAGAGGAUUUGGGAAUGUGAAGAGUGAAUAUUGGCUGGGGCUGGAGAACAUGUACCAGCUGACACGCAACAGGAAGUACAUGCUGAGAGUGGAUCUGGAGGACUUUGAAGGAAGGAAAGGUUUCGCUCUGUACUCGUUCUUCUCUGUGGAUUGUGAAUGUGCUGGAUAUCAGCUGCAUGUGUCAGGAUUCACUGAUGGAGGAGCAGGCGACUCUUUAUCUGGCCAUAAUGGAUUCAAGUUCUCCACCUUUGACAAGGACCAAGAUACUUCAGAUACUAAUUGUGCCAAACAGUAUCUGGGGGCAUUUUGGUACUCUGCGUGUCACAAUACAAACCCCAAUGGUGUGUAUUUAUGGGGUGAAGAUCCCACCCAUUAUGCCAUUGGUGUGGCUUGGUCAACAUGGAAGAAUUACGCAGUCAGUAUGAAAUCCAUCAGUAUGAAGAUUAAACGUGUGUCUUAGAAACAUUACAGUGCUUCUUAAGGGAGAACAUCUUACCUCAUUUUCUGAUAUUUUAAGGUUUUCAUUCCUCUCU
This is a messenger RNA of Carassius carassius (crucian carp), 886 nucleotides long. RefSeq names its product microfibril-associated glycoprotein 4-like. The transcript has 5 exons. NCBI's taxonomy places the organism in Eukaryota, Metazoa, Chordata, Actinopteri, Cypriniformes, Cyprinidae. Gene Ontology annotation, biological process: elastic fiber assembly. The record is from RefSeq and is a predicted model, not a curated record. Bases 16 to 813 code for a protein of 265 amino acids.